Molecule: messenger RNA, 785 nt
Organism: Sabethes cyaneus
Lineage: Eukaryota; Metazoa; Arthropoda; Insecta; Diptera; Culicidae
Exons: 2
Coding region: 22-594 (190 amino acids)
Biological process (GO): protein ubiquitination
Molecular function (GO): ubiquitin protein ligase activity
Source: RefSeq, a predicted model, not a curated record
UUAUUUUCGUGAAUAUAAAACAUGGAAUCGACUGGCGAAUGCGCUAUCUGUUUGGAAGCGAUGCCACCUAGUGCGCUGCGUUUGCAGCAAUGCGCACACCGUUUCCAUGCCGACUGCAUCAACCGAUGGUUAUCUGUAAGAAAUCGUUGCCCCAUUUGCAGAAUCGUCACGACGGAAGGGAUGCCGCUGAAUGCCACGAGAGCGGAAGUGGACUAUUCGGAUGAAGAAAAUCAGUUCGACGAUUCGUUUACUGCUUCAAGUGUUGAAGAUGAAGAUUAUAUGGAAUAUGACUCAGACUGUUUGGAAGAAGGUGAUACAGGAAGUUACGAAGGGUCAGAUAGCGGGGGCGUUCCAGACGAUGCUAACUGGGAUAUCAGUGAACCCGAAGCAGAUGAUCUGCUAGACGAUGCUAACUGGGAUGUUAACUGGGAAGAUGACAAUGAAUCUGAAGAUGUCCGGCUAGAAGAGGAAGCCGUUUUAGACGAUGCUGGCUGGGAUGACAAUGAAAUCGAGGAUAUCCUGGUAGAUUAUGAUCCGAAUGAAGAAGAUGAACCACUGGUCGAAGAAUGGUUAGAUUUCUACGAGGAAGAAUAAUUCGGAAAUUAGUUUUUAGCAGUAUACCUAUGAAAAUAUGUGUGAUAUUCUUUUUUGUUACAUAUUUUAUUAUUCCAUACCUCAUAGAAGUAACUCGAUACAAGUCAGGUAAAAGUGAAGGGCUUCGUCGCAACUUACGAGUGAUAUGAACAUCAUUACAAUAUUAACUGCCAUCAUCACAUAAAUUCGUA